Dioscorea cayenensis subsp. rotundata (Guinea yam) is the source of this 2373-nucleotide messenger RNA. Its product is annotated as CBS domain-containing protein CBSCBSPB3-like. The coding region runs from base 151 to 1728 and encodes 525 amino acids. The transcript is spliced from 14 exons. Gene Ontology annotation, molecular function: protein binding. NCBI's taxonomy places the organism in Eukaryota, Viridiplantae, Streptophyta, Magnoliopsida, Dioscoreales, Dioscoreaceae. The record is from RefSeq and is a predicted model, not a curated record.
CAUUCUCAAGCGUGGGAAGUGAAAAGAGAGGGCGAUCCUUCUCGUUCCUUUCUCUCUCUCUCUCUCUCCACCGCCAUCGCCACCGCCCAAAUCUAGGGUUCCGGCGAUUACCUCCUCUCCUCUCUAGGGUUUCCAUCGUUACCUCCAUCGAUGAAUACCCACGCUGUUCCCCCCUCCCGCCGCUCGCGCCGUGUUGCGCCCUCCGCUUUGUCGAAGAAGCCUCCCGCUUCGUCGGAGAACGGCGCCGCUGCGGUCAAGCCUUCGUCCCCCAAUCAAGCCCCUGGGGAGAGGACGGUGAGGAAGCUUAGGCUUUCGAAAGCGCUGACGAUUCCCGAGGCGACGACGGUAUCUGAUGCUUGCCGGAGGAUGGCCGCGCGAAGGGUCGAUGCUGUUCUGUUGACUGAUGCGAAUGGGCUUCUCUCGGGCAUUGUCACUGAUAAAGAUAUUGCUGUGAGGGUGAUAGCUGAAGGUUUGAGGACGGAGCAGACUAUUGUUUCGAAGAUCAUGACGAGGAACCCGGUGUUUGUGAUGGCGGAUACUUUGGCUAUUGAAGCAUUGCAGAAGAUGGUACAAGGAAAGUUUAGGCAUCUUCCUGUUGUUGAUAAUGGUGAAGUUAUCGCCAUGUUAGAUAUCACAAAAUGCCUUUACGAUGCUAUAGCGAGAAUGGAGAAGGCUGCAGAGCAGGGCAGUGCUAUUGCGGCAGCUGUUGAAGGUGUUGAACGUCAGUGGGGAAAUAAUUUUUCAGCUCCAUAUGCAUUCAUAGAAACUCUUCGAGACCGGAUGUUUAAACCUUCAUUGUCAACUAUCCUGACAGAAAGCACAAAAGUUUCAAUAGUAUCACCUUCAGACCCUGUAUAUGUUGCCGCUAAAAAGAUGCGAGAAUAUCGGGUCAAUUCUGUGGUUGUUGUUACGGCAAACAAGCCUCAAGGGAUACUCACUUCGAAAGAUAUCCUCAUGCGAGUAGUUGCUCAGAAUCUUUCCCCUGAACUAACUCUGGUUGAGAAGGUAAUGACUUCAAACCCUGAAUGUGCAUCAACGGAAACAACAAUUCUUGAUGCGCUGCAUAUAAUGCAUGAUGGAAAAUUCUUGCAUCUCCCUAUUCUAGACAAAGAUGGAUGCAUUGUUGCUUGUGUUGAUGUUUUACAAAUUACUCAUGCUGCAAUCUCCAUGGUUGACGGAGGUUCUGGGGCUGCAAAUGACAUGGCAAACACAAUAAUGCAAAAGUUUUGGGAUUCUGCCCUUGCCUUGGAGCCAGCUGAUGAAGAGUUCGAUACCAAUAGUGAAAUGUCUGCUCUUUUGCAAUCGGAAUAUGCUGAAACUGGAAAGUCUAUUUAUCCCCCACUUGGUCUUGGAAACUCUUUUUCUUUCAAACUUGAAGAUCAAAAGGGUCGUGUGCAUAGAUUUAAUUCAGGUACAGAGAAUUUAGGCGAGCUUGUAUCUACUGUCACGCAGAGAAUUGGACCAUAUGAAGAUGAUGAAGGUGAUAAAGUCUUGUUGGCUACAGAUAGUGAUCUUGUUGCAGCUGUGAAUCAUGCCAGAAUAGCUGGAUGGAAGGUUCUGAGGCUGCACAUUGACUCCUCUGAUUCCAAGAAAGACACAACAAAACCAACGCCUGAUUUAGCAGUUCAAAACGCUGGCUUGACCUCUGCUCAAACCACUGUUUUGUUGGGAGCGGUCCUAUUGACUGGCAUUGGGCUAGUGGUCUACCUAAAGCGAUCAGCGGUUUGAUGUAAAUCAGAUUUGAUAAAGAGUUCUAAAUAUUAACAUAACAAGUUUAUGAGCUGAGAUUCCCUUAAACAGUGCAAACAGUUGAAAGCACCUGAGCAAGUAAGAUGAUAGGCAUCUUGUUUAACUAGAGCUCCCCGUAAUUAGACUAUGGUUGCAAUAUGAACUUGACUGAGCUCCAUUACUUGAAGAUGUAGAUACUAUACUGGACGCCGCUGGUUCAAUUUUCCGGGAUAAUCAAGUUGAAGAGGUAUAAUUGUAGAAAUCUCUUAAAACCUAUACAAUUUACUGUUUUGUAUAAUAGCAGAUAUGCUGUCCAACCCUUUUUCAGCAUUCUGCAAACAUUUAUAAAAUACAAACUCAAGAAAGCAUGUUUACAAUUUUACGUAUCAACAAGUAUGUCGUUGAUCUUUACUGGGUUGUCUUCUUAACGUCUCCGUCGCACCCUGUAUCCCAUGAUUAUUCUUGACACGCUCGUGACUCACAUUUAGGAGCUUGUUCUUGAACUUUUCUGAAUGUAUUGAUCAUGAAUUGCAUACUGGACCACUUUGAGCUGUACUCAUUUCCAUGUCUGUGGCUGAAAACCAAUUUGUCUGGCAAGUUGUAAACUUGAUCUUUCUCCAAACAUGAAGUUAUCUUGUUUAUCAA